GGGAGUCGGCUUUGGCCGCCGCCGCUGCUGCGCUGCUGCUGUCCCUCCCGUAGCCCGCACUACGCCGCCGUGGCUCCAGGCUGAAGGUCGGUGCGGAGGCGGGCGAGCGCGGGUCUCCCCGGGAGCGUCGGGGCGGCGGCGGCGGCGGCCUCCCGGUCCUCCUCAGCCCCGCCAGGGACCAUGUCUACAGCGUCCGCCGCCUCCUCCUCCUCUUCGUCUUCCGCCGGUGAGAUGAUCGAAGCCCCCGCGCAAGUGCUCAACUUCGAAGAGAUCGACUACAAGGAGAUCGAGGUGGAAGAGGUUGUUGGAAGAGGAGCCUUUGGAGUUGUUUGCAAAGCUAAGUGGAGAGCAAAAGAUGUUGCAAUUAAACAAAUAGAAAGUGAAUCUGAGAGGAAGGCUUUUAUUGUAGAGCUUCGGCAGUUAUCCCGCGUGAACCAUCCUAAUAUUGUAAAGCUAUAUGGAGCCUGUUUGAAUCCAGUGUGCCUUGUGAUGGAAUAUGCUGAAGGGGGCUCUUUGUAUAAUGUGCUGCAUGGUGCUGAACCUUUGCCAUACUAUACUGCUGCCCAUGCAAUGAGUUGGUGUUUACAGUGUUCCCAGGGAGUGGCUUAUCUUCACAGCAUGCAACCAAAAGCUCUAAUUCACAGAGACCUGAAGCCACCAAACUUACUGCUCGUUGCAGGGGGCACAGUUUUAAAAAUUUGUGAUUUUGGCACAGCUUGUGACAUUCAGACACACAUGACCAAUAACAAAGGAAGUGCUGCUUGGAUGGCACCUGAAGUAUUUGAAGGUAGCAAUUACAGUGAAAAAUGUGAUGUCUUCAGCUGGGGUAUUAUUCUUUGGGAAGUGAUAACUCGACGGAAACCUUUUGAUGAGAUUGGUGGUCCAGCCUUCCGCAUCAUGUGGGCUGUUCAUAAUGGUACUCGACCACCAUUGAUCAAAAACUUACCUAAACCCAUUGAGAGCUUGAUGACUCGUUGUUGGUCUAAAGAUCCUUCUCAGCGUCCAUCAAUGGAGGAAAUUGUGAAAAUAAUGACUCACUUGAUGCGGUACUUUCCAGGAGCAGAUGAGCCAUUACAAUAUCCUUGUCAAUAUUCCGAUGAAGGCCAGAGCAACUCUGCCACUAGUACAGGCUCAUUCAUGGACAUCACAUCAACAAAUACCAGUAAUAAAAGUGAUACUAAUAUGGAGCAAGUUCCUGCCACAAAUGAUACUAUCAAACGUUUAGAAUCAAAAUUGUUGAAAAAUCAAGCAAAGCAACAGAGUGAAUCUGGACGGUUAAGCUUGGGAGCUUCCCGUGGAAGCAGCGUAGAGAGCUUACCCCCAACCUCUGAGGGCAAGAGAAUGAGUGCUGACAUGUCUGAAAUAGAAGCCAGAAUUGCUGCGACUGCAGCCUAUUCCAAGCCUAAACGGGGCCAUCGUAAAACUGCUUCAUUUGGCAACAUUCUGGAUAUCCCUGAGAUCGUCAUAUCAGGCAACGGACAGCCACGACGUAGAUCCAUUCAAGACUUGACGAUUACUGGAACAGAAUCUGGUCCGGUGAGCAGUCGGUCUUCCAGUCCUAGUGUCAGAAUGAUCACUACCUCAGGACCAACCUCAGAAAAGCCAGCUCGAAGUCACCCCUGGACCCCCGAUGAUUCCACAGAUACCAAUGGGUCAGAUAACUCUAUCCCAAUGGCCUAUCUUACACUGGAUCAUCAAUUACAGCCUCUAGCACCAUGCCCUAACUCCAAAGAAUCCAUGGCAGUGUUUGAACAACAUUGUAAAAUGGCACAAGAAUAUAUGAAAGUUCAAACAGAAAUUGCAUUAUUAUUACAAAGAAAGCAAGAACUAGUUGCAGAACUGGACCAGGAUGAAAAGGACCAGCAAAAUACAUCUCGUCUGGUACAGGAACAUAAAAAGCUUUUAGAUGAAAACAAAAGCCUUUCUACUUACUACCAGCAAUGCAAAAAACAACUAGAGGUCAUCAGAAGUCAGCAACAGAAACGACAAGGCACUUCAUGAUUCUCUGGGACUAAUUACUUUUGAAAUAUGCAAAGACUUUUUUUU
Messenger RNA from Suncus etruscus (white-toothed pygmy shrew), 2046 nucleotides. RefSeq names its product mitogen-activated protein kinase kinase kinase 7 (gene MAP3K7). NCBI's taxonomy places the organism in Eukaryota, Metazoa, Chordata, Mammalia, Eulipotyphla, Soricidae. Gene Ontology annotation, molecular function: magnesium ion binding; MAP kinase kinase kinase activity; ATP binding. The transcript is spliced from 17 exons. The record is from RefSeq and is a predicted model, not a curated record. The coding region runs from base 181 to 2001 and encodes 606 amino acids. Gene Ontology annotation, biological process: JNK cascade; positive regulation of canonical NF-kappaB signal transduction; protein phosphorylation.